Molecule: messenger RNA, 731 nt
Organism: Mustela erminea (ermine)
Lineage: Eukaryota; Metazoa; Chordata; Mammalia; Carnivora; Mustelidae
Gene: CD3D
Product: CD3d molecule
Exons: 5
Coding region: 141-650 (169 amino acids)
Biological process (GO): cell surface receptor signaling pathway; positive thymic T cell selection
Cellular component (GO): external side of plasma membrane; alpha-beta T cell receptor complex; membrane
Molecular function (GO): transmembrane signaling receptor activity
Source: RefSeq, a predicted model, not a curated record
GACAGAUAGGCGUCUUCUGGUUCCUCCCCUACACCUUUACUUUUUCCGGGUACCCAUGAGUCAGUGGGAGGAGGGUGUCUUUCACCCUGGUGGAUAGUUCUGUGACCUGGGUCUGCCUACUGAAGGAAUUCUGCUGGAAAAUGGAACACUGUAGGUUUCUGGCUGGCCUGAUACUGGCUGUCCUUCUCUCCCAAGGGAGCCCCUCCAAGAUAACCGUAGAAGAGCUUGAGGACAUGGUGUUCCUGAGGUGUGACACCAACAUCGAGUGGUGGGAGGGAACACAGCCAUUACCACAUGGUAAAAUGUGGAACUUGGGAAAACGCAACCUGGACCCACGAGGAAUGUAUAUGUGCAACGGGACAGAUGAACAAGAACACAAACGACCUUUUACGCAAGUAUAUUUUCGAAUGUGUCAGAACUGUGUGGAGCUGGACUCAGCUACCCUGGCUGGCAUUAUCAUCGCUGACCUAAUCGCCACUCUGCUCCUUGCUUUGGGGGUCUAUUGCUUUUCUGGACAUGAGACUGGAAGGUUCUCUAAGGCUGCUGACACUCAAGUUCUGUUGGAAAAUGACCAGCUCUAUCAGCCCCUUCGGGAUCGGAAUGAUGCUCAGUAUAGUCAUCUUGGUGAAAACUGGCCUCGGAAGAAGUGAACCUGACACCAGUGGCUUAUGGGAGUAUCGACUGUACCUUCUUCCCUUGAUCAGCCAAUAAAGAUGUCUUCUCUCACUCAG